UGAUUUUGGAACAAAUGUAUUGAACUACCCCAAAGUUGCUGUAAAUGCAAUCCUUAGGGGGAGCAAGAAAACUUUUGCUAUGCGUGAGGACUGGCUGACAGAAAUCCAGAAUCGAGAGGGCCUUAUUCUACUGUUUGUCAACUACACGUUUUUCUCCAUUGUUUCAUUGAUCUGCCUGUUGUUUGUACUAUGUCUUACACAUACAACUUCUCCUCCAAGUGAUAUAAUGUAUUCUAUAUCAUUUAUUGCUAAUAGCUUUGUGCUUAUCAACAUAUUGUUGGCUGAUUAUGUUGUGUAUACCAUAAACUCUCACAGAGAGAUCAAAGUAAUGUGAUAAUUAUUUCUAAACAUUGAAGCUUUCAUCAUUGGAAAUAUCUAAGAAAGUGAGGUGACCAAUAAAAAAACAUCGAAAGACCAUGUCCUCCUCCAAGAAUAUCAAACAGAUGAUUCGGAACAUCAGUGCCGGAGUGAUCCAGAUUGGAAGUCAGGAAAAAGCCGAACCCAAUGAAGCACAUCCAGGGGACAUAACUCCACUGAGUCCAUCAUCCAAAUUUACAGAAUCUAACAUUGAUAUCCCAGGACAGAAUUUGAUUAAAUACAUGGUUUUGUCUCAUUGGGACAAUAUUUUAGGGCCAAGAGUCGUUCAUGUGUGGAACAUGGGAUCCGGUUCAUUGGAUUUGAGUUUACUUUCACGGAUCAGUAGUCAGGGCUUGAGUGGGGAGAUCUGUCGGGAUGUGACAAGUUUUAUAGAUCACAAACUCUAUGAGAUUCAAGACGCAGAUGUUUUUGUGACUGCCUUUAUUUUUUCAGCACUUGGUAUUACUGGGCCCUGUGUUCAUGCAUUAUCCAUAGUUAUACAAAAAGCAGACAUGAUGUUCUACUUAAAUAUUCAGCAGCUGUUUCAAAAGUGUUUUGAAAGAAUUGUUGGAAAAUUCAAAGUUAUUCUAAGUCAGGUGUCAGUUGACUCAACCCUAGAAAAAACCUACAAAGAAUUUAGCGAUCUUUGUCAGCAAUGUAUAGAAAACAUAGGAUGUCUUAAAAAGUCACGCUUUCCUCAAAAGAUUCUGUUGUCCUCUACAUAUCUAUGCCCGGCUCAUCAUCUGGACAGGGAUUUCCUGAGCUGUUGUAUUAGUUCUCACCUUACAACGUUUGGUCGGAGCUUGGUAAUAGGUGAAAAGGCAGAUAAUGUCAAUAUGAUGCUGAAAACCCUAAGUUUGUUUAAUUCGCCCAAAGAGAGAUGUUGUUCAAGGCUUGUCCAGCAGAAUGAAUCACUUCAAUACCAUCAUGAUAUGUGGCUACAAGGCCAGGUUCAGACUUCAGACCACCUUGAUUUACCUGUUUCUGAGAUCCUGUACAGUGAAUACCCAUCUACAGUCAUAGACCUCUCUCAGAAGAUGGUCCGGGAAUCCCCCACCUACACAGAUCAUGUGACUUACUCCCACGAUCAGCGGUACAAUGAAUUGAUAGGUCUACAGUAUGGAGAUACAGAGCCCAGUAUUCCUCAAGGAGAAUUGUUUUCGCUGCAUGAUAAAUCAGACACAUUGGUCACGGGACUUCUAGAUGAACUGGACAAGCUGCCAGCAGAGUGUGGGGUUAGGGAGGCCUACAUUCAGCAGUUCAAUAGGAGUAUACAACACAAGGCUUUAUGUAUCAUCAAAUACAUUGAAGGGGAAACGAACUCUGGAACUCUUCCAUUCAAAGGUGAUAUUAAGAAACUCCAAAAAGACAUAUGUAUCCUCACGGAAGGAGACUUAAGGAUCUAUUUAUCUGCUGCAGAGAGACUGAAACCUGGUUUAUAUUGGUAUCUGUUUUCUCCAAAAUAUUCACGGGAGCAAUCCAUUCCUUCCACCUCAGCUCGACCAUAUGUUCGUUAGGUGGGAUCAUUUUCCAGGUUCAAUAUGCAUUUGGUGGAUAAAAUAAUCUUGCAGUAAAAAUGCUGUAAAAAUGAGAUAUUGUUUAUUUAAAGGGUAACAACAAAUAUGAAUUUAAAGCAAAUCUGUGAUUUAAACCAUUGAUUAUAGAUGAAUAACAUUUUCCAAGUGAGACAUUUAGAAAUAAUUGUUAUGGAUAAAAGUGUUGUGUAUAACAGUCUACGUGUACAUUUUUUUUACGAGAUUGUGCUUCUUUUUUCUUUUAUGUAGGUAACAAAAGGUUUUUUUCUUCUGUUUUUUGUUUGUUUGUUUAAUGUUUUUGUACCGGUACAUUCCAAAUAUGUAUGUUUUGGUUUCAUCAAUCAAGAAAUGCACCAAGGAGCAAAACAUAAUAAACCUUAAUGAAACUUGUUUAUUGAUUUACAAGACAUUAAUGUUGAUUAUGAGAUGAAAUUAAAAAAGAUUAAAAAAAAAAUGUUGAAUUUCUCUGUGAGUAUAGUUCCUUGGGCCCUAUAAUCUAUUCAUAUAGAGCUACCAUGGCCCUGGGGCACAGUGGAUCAAUCUGUUAGGCUAAAGGUCAUCAGUGUGAAUCUUGUUACGUUUAUUUGAGUGGUAUAAAUAUAAAGCAAUAAAUGAUUCAUGCAUUUUUGAGUGCUGUGAAUCAAAUAGA
Molecule: messenger RNA, 2541 nt
Organism: Saccostrea echinata
Lineage: Eukaryota; Metazoa; Mollusca; Bivalvia; Ostreida; Ostreidae
Product: guanine nucleotide exchange factor C9orf72-like
Exons: 8
Coding region: 417-1874 (485 amino acids)
Biological process (GO): autophagy; endocytosis
Cellular component (GO): autophagosome; endosome
Molecular function (GO): guanyl-nucleotide exchange factor activity
Source: RefSeq, a predicted model, not a curated record